Messenger RNA from Didymodactylos carnosus, 2677 nucleotides. NCBI's taxonomy places the organism in Eukaryota, Metazoa, Rotifera, Eurotatoria, Philodinida, Philodinidae. The record is from the annotation of a GenBank genome assembly.
CAAGAGCAUCGAAAUUCAAAAUCUCCUUUUUUUUCUGAAAAUUUUUGUACGAAAGUCGUAAUAGUAGCCCCUUCAUAAUACAAGCCCUCCCUAAAAAUUUUGAACACUUGGACAGUUUAGAAGCCCCGGAGACUUCUAUUAUGGGGGGUAGCAAAUAUGAAAACCGAAGUCUCUAUCUUGCAUUCUUUUUGAAUUAUUCAACAAAAUAACCAUCGAUCUUAUAUUUUUGAACAGAUAGUAGAUAAGUAUAUUUGACAGGUAACUUGAUAAGUGCUUGCAAAAUAUAUGCAAGUAUCCGAAGUUCUUCGAAGUAUCUGGCACAUAUUAAGUCUAAAAAUACUUGACAAGUGCUUAAACAAGUCCUUUAGAAAAUUUGCAAGUAACUAAGUACUUGAUCUCUAAUACAUUCACUAGUGGAUCUGUGCAUUAAUAAUUCUUAGCUUUCUACAACCUCAUCUUCAUCUUUCACAAUAACAUUUUGUAUCUUUAGCUGUUGAACAAGGCCUGGCAACUAGAAGCACAAUAUUUUCAAAUAAUAAACAACGACUGGUCACUAUCAGCAUUACAUAAUCUAAAAUCAAGAAUAGUUUAUGAAUUGGGUCUAAACAAAAAUUGGACAAAUAAAAUCUCAUUUAAAUGUUUGAGAUUGAUUUUUUAUGAAAAAAGUUUUGUAUUUAAAAGAUAUGAUGAAAUAGAAGAGAAAUUAUUAUCUAAUGUAUUUGUGUUAGGAAAAUUAAUAAUUAUAUUACCAUCAUUAUAUUCAGGUGGAGAACAUUACAUCCAAUAUUCACAAGAAAAACAUUUAUUCGAUUUUGCCCAUGAUGCUAAUCAAUAUACACAUUAUGUCGUGUAUAAUGCAUCAAAAAAUUGUAAACAUGAAAUACAACCGGUGACAAAAGGGUACCAAGUAACAUUAGUAUAUAACAUUAUCAUUGAAAAAACUAGUCCAUCAAUACCACCUAUUAUUUAUUUAAAUCCUGACUUAUCUGAUAUGUUACUAGUACAAGAAUUAGACAAACUAUUAUCAACAUGGUAUCAAAAUAAAAAUCUCCCAUCAAAACUAGUCAUUCAUCUAUCUGCUGAAUAUACAAGAGCCAAUAUAUCGUCAUUAUUAUUAAAUAAAAAAGAUCGAUCGAUUGCCAGUUUAUUUUUAAAAUCAAUACAACAACAAUAUGAAGUAUCAAAGAAAAAUAAUAUUUUAUUAUAUUUCGGUAGACUUGCAUUAGAAGAAGAAUAUGAGCGUACGUACGAUGAGUACACUGACAAUACAGUAAAAAUUUCAGAUUUGAUGCCAGUGUUUACUGCACAUAAUAACGACUUUCCAUGGUGUAAAUUAUUUAAUUUUGAUAACAAUUUAGACAUUAUUGUUUCUUUUGAUGAACUAAUGGAUGAAGAGGCAUUUUUUAUGCAUAACAUGCCUAAUACGACAUUUACUGAUAUGAAUAGAAGUACAGGUAAUUAUAUUUUAUCAAAUGGAUAUGUUGGUGCAUUAUUAUUAAUUCCGUAUCAUUUGAAAUGGGAAUUGUUUAUGGAUGAUCUUCCUCGUUUUUAUACUGUACUGGCAGAAAUACGUAAGCAAAUUGAAUUGAAUUCCUCGAAAAUCAACACAUUGAUAUUUGAAGAAUGUAUUGAACUAUUUCAUUGUUUAUUUAAACGAAAAAAUCCAAAAUUUGACUUGAAAGAAAUAUUGAAAUGUUUAAUAACGUUGUAUUGUGCACAGACAACAAUUAACAUCUCAGUUAUGAAUCUAAUAAAAGACUUAAUGAAACACGAAGUAUUUAUUGAAAAAUUACUAGAAUUACCAAACGAAAUGUAUGAACUUGGUAAUUCAUUAACAUGGAUAAAUAUUUCUCUUCCAUUUCAUGAAGCAUUUCGAUCUACACUAAUGACAACAACGAUAUUACACGCAGCUAAAUUUCUUAUUUCAUUACUUCAACUAUCAAGUGAUGAUGAUACAACUUUAUCAUUCUUAAUAUUAUGUAUGACCAAUGAACUUUUGUUAUUUGCUUUUAAAAAAAGAUUUUCUGUUACUCCACUCACAGUUACACAAUUAUGUUGGUUAUUGCAUUUACUUAUACUUUGUCAUAAUGAAUAUUUAUCAUCAAUCAAACUAAUUACAUCGUCAAUUAUUAAAACUCUUCGAUGUUCUUCUAAUACGAACGUCGUAAAUGGAGUCAUACAAUCAUUGAUUCCAUUUCUUCUUAAAAUUCAAUCUUAUCACUCGAAUGAAAAUGCACAAGAGUGUUUUUUUAUAUUGCAUGAACAAUGUUUGAGUGCUUUAAAUUGUUAUUAUUGUGAGUCAAUACCACCCAUUAUUUUCCAAAAAUCAAAUAUUGAUUGUGAUUGCAAUGAUUGUAAAGUAUUAAUGUUAUUUCUCUGCGAUGUUAAACAUUCUAUUCAGCAAUUUAGCAUUGACAAACAACGGUGUUCCAAUUUUUAUAAAAUUAUAGAAGAACAGGAAUCAUUAUCCUGUGUUUAUGAACAUUUGAGUGAUGGAAAUGGACAACUACUAUUAGUAAUGAAAUCAUCUGAUUAUGAAAAUGAACGUCAAACAUGUUUAAUGUUGCGUGAAGUUCUAUUAAACAUGAUUGAACCAAAAUCAAAUAAUGUACAAGAAAAACUUUUUGCCGAUUAUCACACUAUUAGUUCAGCUAAACGUUUCAAACUAAGUAAAUAA